CAUGCCCUUAGGUUUCUGCUAAGGAUGAUGAUGGUGUAACUCUUUCUAUUUCAGUAGCAUCAUUUACCAAAUAAAUAAAUAAAUAACUAAAAUAAAAUAAAAAGAAAAAGGGAAGGAAUAAGAAGAAGAAGAAGAAGAAGAAGAAGAAGCGAAAGAAACUAUUUUUACAGUUUUCAUAUUCUAUUUUCCCCCCACUCAAUGUCUCACACAUUGCGAAUUUCAUUCCCUACAUCGCGUUCUUCCUUCAACAAUACUUCAUUGAAGAGGGUUAAGAGAAGCAGAAAUCAUCACUUCCCUCAAAUCCAAUGCUCUUCCAAGCAUUCAAGUCUCAAAUAUGAAAAUCAUGCUAAUAAUGAAGGAGGUGAAGGCUUAUCUAAAGUGAUAUUGGUUGAGAGAUAUAGCAAUGGUACUGCUAAGAGAUAUGUGUUAGGUGAUGAUUCACAGUUGCAAACUAUCCUUGUUGAGGAGGAUAGCUCUACAACAAACAGGUUCCAAGAUUUGAAUUCUUUUGAUGGAAGAAUAUCGUGGCUUCCACAGAUAAUCAAGGAUUUUGUUCUACCAGCUGGCUUUCCUGGAUCUGUUUCGGAUGAUUACUUGAACUACAUGUUGUUGCAGUUCCCUACCAAUGUGACUGGAUGGAUCUGUCACACCCUAGUUACUUCAAGUCUCCUAAAGGCUGUUGGCAUUGGCUCUUUCUCUGGAACUACGGCGGCUGCUUCUGCUGCUGCCAUCAGAUGGGUCACGAAGGAUGGCAUUGGAGCUGUUGGGAGAUUAUUCAUUGGUGGAAGAUUUGGAAAUCUGUUUGAUGAUGAUCCAAAGCAAUGGAGAAUGUAUGCAGACUUCAUUGGCAGUGCCGGAAGCAUUUUUGAUCUGACAACCCAAUUAUAUCCGGCCUAUUUCCUUCCUUUGGCCUCUCUUGGAAAUCUUACAAAGGCUGUUGCAAGAGGACUAAAGGAUCCUUCCUUUCGUGUGAUCCAAAACCACUUUGCGAUCUCAGGAAAUCUGGGGGAGGUAGCAGCAAAGGAAGAGGUUUGGGAAGUGGUUGCCCAGCUGGUUGGCCUUGCUUUUGGCAUAUUAAUACUGGAUACACCUGGCCUUAUAAAAUCAUAUCCCGUAAUUUCUUUAACAUGGUUGAGUAUGCGACUUCUGCAUCUUUGGCUACGCUAUGAAUCUCUUUCAGUCCUUCAGUUUAACACUAUAAACCUCAAGCGUGCUCGCAUACUUGUAAAAUCACACGUGUUGCACUCAAUCGUUCCAGGAUGCGUGGAUUGCAACAGGGAAGAAAAUAUAUUAUGUUGGUCACAGUUCAUGAAGCCAAAGAUUAUUUUUGGCUUGCCCCUGGAAAAGAUGGAUGGUGUGACAAGAUCUCAUUUUGUGGUGAAGGAACUUCUAAAAUUAUAUGCAAAUGAGAAACAUAUUCUUAUAGUGAACCAGCAAGAAGAAGGUUUGGAGUUCUAUGUUUCUUUCAAGGUUGGAGCAAUGAGCAUCUCAGUAUUGCGAAGUGUGUGGCAAAUGUUCUGGCUAAGCGAGAACUGGGAUGGCGAAGUUAGUGUCUGCGAUCAACUUGCUAAUAGCCUGAUGCAAUUGGAAGACAGGUUUGAUGAUUUCAUUCAAAAGUUGAAAGAAGCUGGAUGGAAUGCCCAGCAAAUCAAUUUGAAGGUUCCCACAGAAGUCUUAAUUGAUGAUAUAAAUCUUCUCUAACUACUAAAAAUAUUUAUAUUAGAAUGUUUCAUAUUUUCAUUAUUGAUAUGACCAAUUGACCAUUCAAAUUAGUCACUCUGUUGGCAGAGUUGCAACCAUUCGAAGAUAUAGUUUCCACUUGCAGAUAUGCAGAACAUGGGGACAAUGCAACACCUAUUCGUGUAAAACUAAUGGCAUGAUUUGAACAUUUGUAUUCAUACAAAUAUCAAAGUAUUUUCAUACAUCAAAAAAAUAAUCUAACUGUAAAUAAAAUGUUUGUCAAAUCCAGCUAUCUAGCUUGGACACAUCUGACAGAUGCUGGAGUUUUCUUUCUU
This is a messenger RNA of Arachis duranensis, 2015 nucleotides long. RefSeq names its product protein root UVB sensitive 5. The coding region runs from base 199 to 1701 and encodes 500 amino acids. The record is from RefSeq and is a predicted model, not a curated record. NCBI's taxonomy places the organism in Eukaryota, Viridiplantae, Streptophyta, Magnoliopsida, Fabales, Fabaceae. The transcript has 15 exons.